Molecule: messenger RNA, 2225 nt
Organism: Zootermopsis nevadensis
Lineage: Eukaryota; Metazoa; Arthropoda; Insecta; Blattodea; Termopsidae
Source: RefSeq, a predicted model, not a curated record
AAUUCUUAUUUACAGCAAAUACGAGCGGCCACAGACUGGUGUUAACUCGGGAUUCUGCAGAUGAAACAUCUGCACGACGUGGAAUCAGUACUUCGGGUGACGAAGCUGAAGGUUGCCACGCCUCUACGCAAGGAAUGCAGUGGUUUCGUUGACGGCGUCUUCAAACAGAGAAACGCGGCGACUCGGAAAAUGAAACUCGCAUCACAAAUUGCAUGAAGCAGCAAUUAAUUUGUGCAGGUGAUGCUAUAAUGGCAGGCCUUGUCUCGUAUGUGAAGCGUUCUUCAGUCUCUCACCUCCUCCUUGCCAUCACUUUUUUUGUGUCUGGCUUGAUCAUCAAUCUCAUACAAGCCUUGCUGUACUGUGGACUUCGCCCCUUCAGCAAAUACUUAUACAGAAAAAUCAACUAUUAUGUCUGUUAUUCACUCUAUUGCCAGCUGGUGUUCAUGGCAGAAUGGUGGGCAUCGACAGAUCUGAUAAUUUACAUAGAUAAAGAAGAUCUAGAGCGAUACUAUGGCAAAGAACACGGGUUUCUUAUAAUGAAUCAUCGAUACGAAGUGGAUUGGCUCAUGGGAUGGGUUCUGUGUGAUCGAGUAAAUAUACUUGGAAACUGCAAAACAUAUGCUAAGAAGUCAAUUCAGUAUGUGCCAACGAUGGGUUGGGCAUGGAUGUUUGCAGAGAGUGUUUUUCUAGAAAGAAAUUGGGAGAAAGACAAAGAGACCAUAGGGAGGCAAAUAAAGGAACUCGUGGAGCAUCCUGAUCCUAUAUGGCUACUGUUGAUGGCUGAAGGCACUAGAUUUACAACAGAAAAACAUGAAGCAAGUAAAAAGUUUGCAGAAGAGAAAGGUCUGCCAAUAUUAAAGCAUCACCUUACACCUCGAACUAAGGGCUUUACCACCAGUUUGCCCUAUCUCCACGGGAAGUUUGGCGGUAUAUACGACGUUCAACUCUCAUUUAAACAGGGUGAAAAACCAACCAUAACGGACCUGCUGCUGGGAAAGAGGGUGCAGGCUCAUCUUUAUAUUAGCCGUAUUCCUUUGGACAAGGUUCCGGUAGAAGAAGAGGCAUGCGCACAGUGGCUAUACCAGCUGUAUCAAAAGAAGGAUCGGAUGACUGACAGUUUUUUCCGCACAGGAGACUUCUUUGCAGAGAGCGGCGUCGAGAAGAUCGAAGGUUAUCGCCUUCCUCGACGUUAUUACAGUCUGAUCAACACAGUAGCUUGGGGGUUUGUGGUGUUGGUCCCUAUAGUGUAUUACCUGCUACGAUUACUUACCUCAGGGUCCACCAUAUACAUCUCUGUAGGAAUUGGCAUCAUAGGCAUAUUUUCCUUGCUGUUAUCAAAAAUGAUUGGUAUGACAAAAAUCAGCAAAGCGUCAUCAUAUGGGAAAACUGCCACGACCCCAACAGAAACAAAGGACUCCCCAAGUGCCACCAAGAAGACUGAUUAAACAUCGCACAAAUCCCUUACUUUACUUGCCAAAAUUUAUUCCUGGGAUUAAGGGUUUUAAAAUUCUGCAGGUAAUGCCCAAGCAUUGUAAUAGAUUUAAUUAAUUUUGUGUCCUGUUAUCAUGAAAGAAGUUUUCUGUACUUAUUUCAUGUUGACGUUAGCCCAGAAAGCAACAGAAAUAUGCAUGCAAUGUUUGGGUUCCUGUUGGUGUUGGUAACAUUGACUAAUAUUAACUGCAUGAUUCAUCAUUUACAAACAAACAUUCAGAACUGAUAAAUUUUUCAGUGGAUUUCUUUCUUUUCUUACUGCAUGCAUAAGUUUAAGUAAUUGCAGCUAUAAUAAAUCACAUCUGAAUUUUGUGAUAAGCUGUUGGAAAUUUUUGUUUUAUUAUUUUGUUGUAGGUAGUAAUAAGAUGGUACAUUUCUCUUUUGCUGUGUUUAUGAAGACAGUAAUAGAUGUUUGGAUGUUUACGAAAUAUGACUUGGACUGGAAGUAAUCAUAUGUGGUCUAUUUUAAUUGAGGUUUGUUAAAAAAAAACUAAUAUUAAUUCCAAUAAAACAUUUAGUCAUUAUUCAGUCAAGGAAUAAAAUAUUUGUUAACCUUAUAAUGUGCACAAAAUAUUUAACACAGUAUUAAUGCAGUUAUGUAUUACAAUAACUUAAAUUGUCCAAGUUGUAAUAUAAAGAAGUUGUUAUUUUUGUACAAAAUGUUAUGACAAAAAUAUUUUGCUCGUACCCUACACUCUGCGAGACUGUAAUAAAAUUACGGUUUGGAGAAAGAA